GACCGAUGAAAAAAAGGCGAUAAAGAAAGAGGCUUAACGUUAAUCGGCAUAAUAAUCGAACAUUUGAACCUGGGAACAAUUUAUUCUACAUUGAGACUUCAAAGCUAAAGCUUUGGCACGCCAUUGUAAUGGCUACGCUGGGUUUCGCUGUUCCAUCUAAGAAGACGCUAGUGCUUUCAAUUGCGCCUGUUCUAUUGUCAGCUUAUCUCAUAUAUCGAUUUUCACCCCCCGGCAUCGUCGGUUCGCCUCCCCCAAAGCGCGAACGCGCCGACUCUUCUUCCCCUCAGCGAAAGCAGGCUGGUCCUAUAGGGGACUCGAGGCGUGGUAAAUCUACUGACGGAGAAGAAGAAGAUGAUACAAAAGAUUACUAUGACGACCUCGUAAGCGUACUUUCGGAUGGAGAGGACAAUCAGUCAUUAUAUGACCACGUGGAACAUCGCCGUACCUAUGGGUACUAUUGCAUGUUCCGUCCAUUCUUUGAUAUUGAGAAUGAGAACGCGGAUAAGGAGGAAGAUGAUCAAGUCGACGAAGAUGAAUUGAUCAAGCAGUACAAUGAGUACAUCCGAGCUGAUGACAACAUUGAAAUGAAGCCCGCCAGUGACCAUCCCGAGCACCGGUGGAUUGCUAUGUGGGAGACAUGGAAGUUAUUUUCUGCGUGGGAGAAGCGGGCUUCCUAUACCAACCCCGAGUUUUUCAAAAUGAACGUUUCCAGGAGCUUCCACGGGUUGGGCAUGCAAGAGCAAAUCGAGAACAUGCUUCUUGUUUUCAAUAAAGAGUUUGAGAAGAAGCGAAGCAAGAGAGGUAUUCGGGAGAUGUGGGCCAUUGUGGCCGCCAUAAUGCAAUUUCUCACAGAAAUACCCCUUGAUUCAUGGAUCAGGGUGAAUGAUAAGAAAAAGUUGGAGGCAACUAUAGGCCUUAUUGGCCGCGCCUUGCUCACCACACUCAACGAACUUGAUCGGGCAAAGAUACUGAAGGCCGACUCCGAUAUCAAGGACCUGGGUCUGGUCAUAACCUUCUACCUUUACUGGGCUGAUGAGCACCAAAGGUUACGCGAGCAGGGUAUUGAACUACCCUUCCGAAAGGAAGUGAUUGCCUAUGCGAAGAAAGCUGGCGUCGAUCUCAAGAUAGCCGGAUGCUACGGCACAGAUGCAAAAGUUCAGGCCUUGGAAAAGGAACGGGGGAAGCCCAUUAAGCCGCUUUCUGGUAGCCCUAAGUCCGAUAGAUGGGACUGGAAGAAGAAGUUUAAGAGGUUCGGCAAGGACUACAAGAUUGGCGGUGAAAAAUACAACAUAUUGAAAAUGUCGCGGAAGGAGCGCGCCAGUCAUUCGCACGACAAGAAGGAUCCCCUAGCCGACAUCCCCGAUAAGGCAAUCGAGGACGGCACGGUUAGGGUGAGACCCGUGAGACCUCGAUGAGGGGUUGUCUCCAACGGACUCUCCAUUAGCAUGACAAGCUUUUUGGAGUAAUGGGAAAGGUCUUAUGCGUUUUUUAGGUAGCUUGCUCCUAUCAAGUGGUAGAGCUUCUUGUGGCUGUAGAAUUGGGUUCUGCUUAUCGUCUCACCUCAACACUGCUUAGGUAGGAACUGUAGGGGACUAGCCGACGAGAUCAUGGAUUACCCCUUACGGAAUCUGCCAAGGAACAUGUAAAGUAGACAUGUCAUUCUUCCCCUGUCGUUGCAAAGAUCUAGGUUAUAUAGGGACAAUGAAAAAAAACACGACUCGCUUGUUCCA
Messenger RNA from Annulohypoxylon maeteangense, 1730 nucleotides. RefSeq lists its product as uncharacterized. Bases 129 to 1415 code for a protein of 428 amino acids. The record is from RefSeq and is a predicted model, not a curated record. NCBI's taxonomy places the organism in Eukaryota, Fungi, Ascomycota, Sordariomycetes, Xylariales, Hypoxylaceae. The transcript has 5 exons.